AUGUUAAGUUCAUUAGGAUUUAAAACAGGAAUAAGAGCACAAUAUAAUGUUCUGGAUAAUCCUACAUUCGUAUCUGAACCUUGGGCUAUAUACCCUGCAAAACAUAAAAGUGGAAGAAUAGUAUCUGUUUUCAUAUUUGAUAAAACUAAAUUUGAAUCUCAAGUUCAAAGAAUAAGUCAAACAACAAAUCCUAAAAAGAUUAUAAAAGAAUGUUAUGAAUUAAUUAAAUCAGAAGUAAAUCAAUUGAGUAAAUUAAAACAUCCACAAAUUUUAACAAUUUAUGAAGUAUUAGAAGAAACUAAAACAAAAUUUUUAUUUGUAAGUGAAUCAAUUGGAAAUAAUUUAAUUACAGCCGGGAAUUUGGAUUCUUUAUCAAUUCAAAAGGGAUUAUUACAAUGUGCAAAAGGAUUACAAUUCUUACAUAGUAAUAAUAUUAUACAUUUAAAUAUUCAACCAUCAUCUAUAUUCAUCAACAAUCAAGGGGAUUGGAAAUUAGCAGGUUUUAAAUUUUUACAAAAUUUAAAUGAAAUAUCACCACAAGAAAGAGAUUCAUUUUUUAUAUCAAAUUCAACCGUACCAUUUGCGAAUUUAAAUUUAAGUUUUACAUCGCCUGAAUUAAUUGAGUCUGGAAGGUUAGAAAAUACAACAGAUGUUUGGUCUUUUGGAAUGUUAAUUUAUUUUUUAUAUAAUCAUGAAUUUUUAAUAAAUGCAGAUGAUUUACAAGAAUACAAACAAGAAUUUAAAAAAUUUGAAAGAAAAUUUUAUAAUCAUAAACCAACUGAAUUAAAAUAUAUUUUAAAAGAUGUACCUGAAAAAUUAUUUAUCCUUUUUCCUAAAAUAUUAGCAAGAUAUCCAUAUGAUAGAUUAACUUUGGAUCAAUUUAUUGAUUCUGAUUUUUUUAAUGGAAGUAUUAUAAAAGCAAUGUGGUUUAUUGAUGAAUUUUCUACAAAGACUAUAAAUGAAAAAAUUGUCUUUUUAAAAGGACUUCUUGAUGAUGAUGCUACUUUGAUAAAUCAAUUCCCACCAGCUUUUAAAUCACUGAAAUUGUUGCCUUUACUUAUAGGUGUACUUAUAAAUGAGUUGACAGUAUUGGAUGAAUCUGUGGUUAUAGAUCCUAAUGUUGAUGAAUUAAUUUGUCUUUCAUUGGAGAUUAUUUUAUUAAUUUCCAAGUCAUUAUCAGCAUUAACAUUUCAAGAUAGAGUGUUUAACGUAUUAUUUAAAGAUAAUACUACAUUUACGGAAAAAGUGUAUGAUGUUAUUUUCAAAGAUGAAAAAGUUAAGAAGCUAAAAACUUUCACUAAAUUAAUAAAUGCAUCAGUAAAGACAAGAUUAGUUUUAAUAAAUAACUUACCUGUAUUACAAGAAAAAUCAAAUGACAAAUUAUUCACAGGAUUUAUAAAAAGUAUACUAGAUCUUGUAUUUACAUUAUCACCAAAAGAACAAGAUCAAAAAGAUAUUCAAAUUCAAUUACAAGAAACAUUUUUAACAAGUCUACCUAAUUUUGUCAAUAAAUUUGAAUUUCCAUACAUAAAGAAUACAUUAUUCCCAUUACUUUGUAAGAUAUUCCAAUCCACAACGGUAUACUCAACAAAAUUAAAAAUUAUAGAUACAUUUGAUGCAUUUAUUGAUAAAAAAGUGAUUGAUAGAAUUAUAAUAGAAGAACAAUUACUAGUAGUAACAAAGACUAUCAAAAAUAAAGAUCAAGAUAUAAUCAUAAAAUUAUUAACGCUUUUUGAAAAAAUCAUAACUAGUGAACAUGUAAAUCUAGAUUUGAAAACAUCGAUUGAAUUGCUAUUACCACAAUGUUUUUUAUUUGCUUUUAAUUGUGAAUGUGAUCAAAAAGAAUUCAAGAAUUUUAUAUCUAUUAUAAAUAAAAUACAAAAACAAUUAGUUGAAAAGAAGUUACUGCAAUUACCAACUAUAAGUCCAACAUCAAAAAAUGGCACAAGUAAUAAUUUUGAUACUUUAUUACAAUCACAAACUAUAAAGCAACCUGAAAAAGAAGAACAAGCUCCAAAAUCAAAAGUAUUACAACCAACAACAAAAGCUUCACAACCAACUUCAAAAGUAUUACAACCAUCGAAACCCAAACCAAAGUUAACCUCAACACUAACACCAACAUCUAGAGCUACAUCAAAUCAACCACAUAGACAACCAUUAACAUCCCACAAACCAACCUCUACGUUAUCAUUUGGAGCAACAAAUUCUAACACCAACAACAAUAAUUUAUUAAAUAAUUUAAAAAGUACAUUUGAACAAAAUAAUUAUAAACAUAAUGAAGAUGAAUUUGAUGAUUUUCAACUGGCUGCUAAUAAUAUAAAAAAUGAUAAUUUUAAUAGAAUGAAAAAUUUACCAAUAACUCCUACAAAUCCAACCCCAGCAUCUAAUAGUUCAAUGAUGAUGAAUUAUAAACUGAAUGUAAAUAAUGUAAAUUAUCCACCUGGAUUCAACACUGUAUUAUCUCCCAAGGGAAAUCAAACUCAACAUUCAACUACUUCAAAUUACCAAAAUAAUAACAAUAACAAUAACAACACCAAUAUUAAUUCUGAUUUAUUAGAUUUACUUUAA
Messenger RNA from Lodderomyces pseudojiufengensis, 2568 nucleotides. RefSeq lists its product as uncharacterized. Gene Ontology annotation, molecular function: ATP binding; protein kinase activity. Gene Ontology annotation, biological process: protein phosphorylation. The record is from RefSeq and is a predicted model, not a curated record. NCBI's taxonomy places the organism in Eukaryota, Fungi, Ascomycota, Pichiomycetes, Serinales, Debaryomycetaceae. Bases 1 to 2568 code for a protein of 855 amino acids. The transcript has a single exon.